CUUACACAGCCAACGGUGUGUGCUGCCGUUUUCAGUGCUUUAACUGAAGCGCUGCUCGGAGGAGGGCGGAGUGUGUUUGCGAGGAUACCGAGCCAAAAAAAUUGAAUUAUUUCUAUAUUUUGUACCGAGCAGAAGACAGAAAUCCGUUUCGACGUCCGCAUGGAUUGGAUCUGUUUAUCAGAAUCGGAGGAAAUCUGAUCUACACAAAGCGACGAAGCGACAGGAUACUGUUGUAACAUCACACAUCACACAGCAGCGAGACAAAUGUAACGGUGUGUUAAGGAAAAACAACAACAACAAACCAGCAGAACAGGAAGCAGGAGUCAGGUGGGACUGCAGCCUCUACAGGUGCAGGAGGAAGAGGAUGCUGUGAGAUCGGUGAGGCUCAGACGCUGAAGCUCGCGCAGGUUGAAGGAUAUGGCGGUGAUCAGACUGUCGCUGCUGCUGCAGGUGGGCUUCGUUGUGGGCGCGCACUGCUCAGCUCUGGCACCGAGAACGGACGAGCAUCAUCAGCUUCAUCAUCAGCAUCAGUAUCAUCAUCAUCAUCAACAUCAGCAGCAGCAGCAGCAGCUCCAGCAUCAGCAGCUGCCGAGGGUCGUGGCUGCGUUUCUGCACACGGGCGACCCGUCCGCGCUCGAGCGCGCCAACUGCACCGGGAGGUACGAGCUGAGCGUGCUGCGGGCCGGGACGCGCGCGCACCCGCACCCCGCCGCCCGCCCCGCGCUGCACGCUCUCACGCACGCCGCCAGCUUCCUGCGGGCGCUGCUGAGGGAGCGGGAGCGGGAACGGAACCUCGUGCGCGACCUGGAGUGGUGCCGCGCGCUCGUGCGUAGCGUCGUGGACGGCGACGCCAGGAUCUACCGCGCCGCCGUCGUGUUCGAUGCCACGUCCGCGUCCGCGUCCGCCUCCGCUGCCACCGGCUCCGCGGCUCACCCGCCGCGCGUCUUCCUCCAGGCCACGCGCCGCGGCGGAGACGUCGUGCUGCAGGACCUGUCCGCGUCGGCGCGCGACUUCUUCCGAAACGAGACCGCCGACACCGAGUGGUACCACGCGCACAGGCGCAAGACGCGACACGGGGAGGAGGGUCACGUGGAUGAAAGCACGCACGUGAAGUGGUCGGCUCCGUUCCUGGAGUGCGAGGCCGGGAGUUUUGUCCCUCGGUGGCUCCUGAGCUUGUCCACAGGCUUUCACGGGCUGAAGCCGAACCUGACGCCUGAGUUCAGGGGAGUUGUUCGUUUGGAUAUCAGCCUGCAGGACGUGGAUAUCGAUCAGUGUUCCACUGACGGCUGGUUCGCAGGAACUCACAGGUGCAACCUGACCAGCAUGGAGUGCCUCCCCAUCUCGGGUCACGGCUUCGUCCUGGACAAAUACAAAUGCCAGUGCAAGAGUGGCUUCUACCAUCCCAGCAGAGUAGCCAUCAACGGCGUCAAGAGGAAGGCUGUGAGCACACAGGACCCUGCGGGUUCCAGCCUGUGUCUGCCCUGUCAGGAGGGCUGUGUGCACUGCAAGGACGAUACACCAUGUGUGGCUCAGGGUGAAGGAUAUCUACGUAUCGCCGUGCUGGCCUUCCAGGGCAUCUGCAUGCUGCUGGACUUCAUCAGCAUGGUGCUGCUUUACCACUUCCGCAGGAACAAGAGCAUCAGGGCUUCAGGUCUGGUUCUGCUGGAAGCCAUCUUGUUUGGAGCACUCCUUCUCUACUUCCCUGGGGUGGUUCUUUACUUCCAGCCCAGUGUGUUUCGCUGCAUCCUGCUCAGAUGGGUGCGCAUGCUCGGCUUCGCCACCGUGUACGGAACCGUCACGCUCAAAUUAUACAGGGUUCUGAAGGUGUUCCUGUCUCGCACGGCUCAGCGGAUCCCGUACAUGACCAGCUGGAAGGUUCUGUGCCUCUUGUGCAUCAUUCUCCUGAUUGUGCUCUGGUUCCUGGUGGCGUGGACUUUGGCCGUGUGCCAGAACCCAGACUGGCACUUGGCACUGAUCACCGUGGGCUUCACCCCAGAGGGUCUGCAGUUCAGUAUGUGCCUGCUGGACCGCUGGGAUUACAUGAUGGCAGUGGCUGAGUUCCUGUUCCUCCUGUGGAGUGUGUAUCUGUGUUAUGCCGUGAGGACGGUGCCUUCAGCCUUCCACGAGCCGCGCUACAUGACCAUCGCAGUGCACAAUGAGCUCAUCAUCUCCGCUAUAUUCCAUGUGAUUAGAUUUACUUUUGCAUCGGAGCUGCACCCUGAUUGGAUGCUUAUGCUGUUCUUCGCUCAUACUCAUUUGACAGUGACAGUUACACUGGGGCUCUUACUCUUCCCAAAGUUUCUGUUUGCGGGGACACACCUGAGGGAUGACAUAGCAACUGAGGCCUAUGAGGAUGAGUUGGACAUGGGACGGUCAGGGUCAUACCUGAACAGCAGCAUCACAUCUGCAUGGAGUGAACACAGUCUGGACCCAGAGGACAUACGGACACCAGACGAAAUGGGCCAGCUCAGUUCUAUUAAUGGCUGUGGCGUAAGGUCUUGCGACAGUCUUUGGGAAAAAUAUACCAAUGAGGAGCUAAAAAAGCUAUAUUCUCAGUUGGAGAUCUAUAAACGGAAAAAGAUGUUGGCCAACAACCCGCACCUGCAAAAGAAACGCAGCUCCAAAAAAGGCCUGGGGCGCUCCCUCAUGAGACGCAUCACCGAGAUCCCAGAAACUAUGGGUCGCCAGCAUAGCCGCGAGGACAAGGAGCUAGGCGAGCAUGGUAGUAACCGCAACAGCAUUUGUGUCCUGAGGAAGAAUCCUUUCGAGCCAUCACAUUCAGCAAAACCUGCCAAGGAGGAGUCCCUGAAGAACAAGGUCUUCUCCCUGAAGAAGUCACACAGCAGCUACGAUCAUGUGCGAGACCAGAGCGAGGACUCUAGCAGCUCAGCAACUGAUAAGAUGGAAAUAUCCACCACAGAGGGAUCUCUUCUUGAAACACUGAUGGGUAAGAAGCUGGUAAAGAAAAAGUCAUCGGAGAAGAUUGACGUUGCCAGCGAGUCAACUGAGUCAGUUCCUUUGGUCUGUAAAUCAGCCAGCGCUCACAAUCUGACGGCUGACAAGAAACCUCUUCACCCAAGGACAUCCAUGUUGCAGAAGUCACUCAGCGUCAUUGCCAGUGCCAAAGAGAGGACCCUGGGUCUAGCGGGAAAGACCCAGUCCAUAGAGGACCCCAACAAAAAUAUUCAACAAAAGAACAAAGAAGCUAAAAGCCCUGUUGAAAAUGAAGAGAACUAUACCAAGAUGAUCAUCAGCCAGUCAGUAGAAUACAAGCAGACAGCUGGCAAAGCUGGAAUAAUGAAACAUCAGGUUAGUGAAAGUCAACUGUCCAUCUGCUCUGAGCCAGCGAAAGGCAAAGACGUUUAUAAUAUUUCUGAGGUGUGUCCUUGGGAGUUAGAGGAUUUGCCCACUCCCUCAGAGAACAGGGUACAAAAGCAUGUGUCCAUUGCUGCUGAAGAGUCCACCACGAUCCACUCAAACAGCACCAAGGCAGCCAAACAGCAGAAACAGAAAGGCACAGGUCAGUCACCUUCAUCAACCCGACGACCCAACCAGAAGCCCAUUGACAGAGCAGAUAUCUGUUCUUGGGAGGAGGGUAGUAAAGAAAGCCAAGGUCAAACAGACGGGACAAAACCAAAUUUCUCCAGUCAACCUGCUCAGUCUCAAAUACAGACAUCUACAGACAGAACCAAAUCUCAAAAAGCAGAUGUAUGUCCAUGGGACUUUGACGAAUUGCCAAAAAAAUCUAUAGACUCAACUUACUACACUGAUCAGGGCAGAAGCAAAACUACGUCUGCAGAGGCCAAAACCAAAUCAAGCACAGCUGUGACGGACGUCAAAGGCAAGGGCACUAUUCUAACUGAGGGAAAAGCAAAAGAUAUUCUUCCUGAGACAAAAUCUUCAGGAAGCUCUCUGCAGACAUCUUCCAAGGAAGACACCUGUCCAUGGGAUUACGAAUCCACAAGCCCCACCUUGGAAAAGAUUCCCAGCCUUUCUCAGGUUUCUAAAAUGAAAGAGACCACUGCUACAAAGAAGGGUACAGCCCCUAUGAGAACAUUCCAGAAAGAAAAAGAGAAGACAAAGGGUACAGAAGAUGAGAAAGUCAAAACAAAGUCAAGAGACAAGUCUUCUUCAGGUAAACCAACAGAGAGACCUCUCAGCCAAGCCAAACUGGCUGAGAUUUGUCCUUGGGAUGAGGACAGUAGUCAUGACAUGGGUGCGAUGGAAAAACAGAAAAGUCCAAACACUGCAAUAGGGAAAACCAAGCAAGCUGCUAUAUGUCCGUGGGAUUUUGAAGAUCCAGCAACAACUAAAGAAGUGACCAGAAACACUGGUUCCUCUAUAGCGAAACAGAGAAGUCCAAAUUCGAAAGGAGUUCCUAGCGGUGCCAAAAUGGCAGACGUAUGCCCAUGGGACUUUGAUGACCAAACGUCAACGAAAAAAGCAUGACACUUGAUCAAUAUGGACAACUAAAAACGUAGUUCUCAUCGUACGUGCAUUGUGUCAUCUUAUAAAACCCUGGAAUACAAACUCUAGAUAUCAUUUAUGGUGACUUCUGGGAAUAAAAUUAAGUCGCACAAGCUGCCUUUCUUUACAAUAUUUUUUUUUCUUUGUGCUUUUUGAAAAAAAAGAAGAAAUUAAAACUAAAAAAAGCAACAAAAUCAUCAAGCAUUCCAGAUUCUUACAAAGUACUCUUUAAUCACAAACAGUAGUCUGAGAAUUAUGCAACUCUUUAUGUGCAAUGUAGAACAACCUGCCUUCCCUCAUCACAUAUAUCCUUAUUUAUUAUUCUGAAUUUUCUUAAUUCCAUAAUAGCUGCAUCUGUAGCAUGGUCGUUUUGACUAUGUCAGUCAUAUGGGAUUGUACAAUUAAUUACACGUUCCUGCAAAAUCGGAGCGCCUGGAAAUAAUCUAUGUAUUUUAACAAUACUCAGAAGGAGCAUGCAUGAAUUGUCUUAGGAUAAGCAUGAUCUUUGGUGUUUUAUGUCAAAGUUGGUUUGGAAGUGACGUUUAAGAAAUUGCCAAAGACAGAAGUGACGUACAACGGUAUCGUGUGAGUAAUACACAAGAGUACUCAAAUGCAUAUCAAAUGCAAAUCUCUUUACAUUUCUGUUGUGAACCCAAUUCAUGUGGUUGCUUGUGGGGAAAUUAGCCUGUAGCACUUUAGUAACUAGUAUAUUCUCUGAAAAAAAGAGGUGUGUGUAUGGACAUACUGUCACUGCAUCCAUGUUAAUCGAAUUAUUUGUGUUUAUUUAUCGGGUCAUUCUCACACGGAACGUGUAUGUAACCUUCUGACACACAUUGUCCACUAUAGUUGUAAUAUUCCUUUAAGUCAAAACACCCUUUCAAUGCUUCCAAAUUUGCUGGUAUGAAUGUGCCUAUAUGAAGAGUCUUGUAUCAGUCCUACGUCGUAUUAAGGGAAAGCACAGCUCCUAUCCCUGUCCUGUGUUUACCCAAUUAUACGCUGAGAGUCAAAUAAGAGCCAAACCAACACAUUUCAUAACUGACGAAAAUGCAAAUGCAGUCAUUUUAACUGGAAUUAUUGGCACCCUUCAGGAAAAUGAAUAUAUAAAAUGAAUAAUACAUGCCAUGAGUGAUAUUUUAAACAUAAACAUAUAAAGUAAAGCCUCACCCCUGGUUCAUAUUAGCAAGUGACAGAAAAAAACAGUUGACUAUUAUAUUUAGAUAUUUUUAUAUUUAUAUAUUUUACAUACAACAGGGACUCACGAUUUCUGAGCCGAAGCUACAAGCGACAUUUGAACUGAGAUCUUCUCAACUAUAUGCAAAUUGCAAAAAUGAUUCCUCGGACCAAUCCUAUGGCGCAUGUGGUACGACGUUUCUUCAGUUCCCCAUUCUCACUUACGUUCCCACCUGUAAUUAGUUCCCAUUUCCUGUUUGAUGCACAAAAUGUAAGAAAAGCGUAUAACCCUGGUUUCAUCUCACCCUGCCAUAUACUUCUCUUAUUAAAUGUGUAGAGACAUUACGAAGAUAAAUAAAGCUUAGAAGGAAGUAGUAGAGAUUGUAGGCACCUGAACAGGAUAAAGUGGAUAUUGAAGAUGAAUGAGUGAAUGAAUGAAUGAUUUCAUCAAUCUUCACAAAAGCCCCUAAAGCGUUAA
This is a messenger RNA of Pangasianodon hypophthalmus (striped catfish), 6115 nucleotides long. It is a transcript of the gene gpr158a, whose product is annotated as G protein-coupled receptor 158a. Gene Ontology annotation, cellular component: membrane. The transcript has 12 exons. Lineage: Eukaryota; Metazoa; Chordata; Actinopteri; Siluriformes; Pangasiidae. The record is from RefSeq and is a predicted model, not a curated record. Bases 418 to 4449 code for a protein of 1343 amino acids. Gene Ontology annotation, biological process: G protein-coupled receptor signaling pathway. Gene Ontology annotation, molecular function: G protein-coupled receptor activity.